Messenger RNA from Pongo pygmaeus (Bornean orangutan), 4617 nucleotides. RefSeq names its product mucin-3A-like. NCBI's taxonomy places the organism in Eukaryota, Metazoa, Chordata, Mammalia, Primates, Hominidae. The transcript is spliced from 3 exons. The record is from RefSeq and is a predicted model, not a curated record. Bases 1 to 4617 code for a protein of 1538 amino acids.
AUGACCCCAUCUACUCUGAGUACGAGUAUCCCUACCUCACAACCAAAAACCAUCAAUUCCUUAUCUGGGGGCAUCACUGGUUCAUUACCUAUGAUGACAGACCUUACCUCAGGGUAUACCAUCUCCAGUAUGUCUGCAAUUCCUACAACUGUCAUUCUCACAUCUCCCACUGUCCAGAAUACAGAAACCUCAAUCUUUGUCAGCAAGACCUCUGCCACUACUCCCAGUGGGAGACCAACUUUCACAAGUACUGUGAACACUCCCACAAGGUCCCUCCUGACAAGCUUUCCAACGACACAUUUAUUCUCUUCUUCCAUGUCUGAAGGCAGUGCCAGGACCACUCACACAGAGAGUAUCUCGUCACCUCCAGCCACCACCAGUACACUCCACACAACAGCUGAAUCCACCCCGUCCACAGCUGAAUCCACCACGGCACUCACUACCACCACCUCAUUCACAACUUCCACAACUAUGGAAUCACCUUCAUCCAGUGUAGCAACUACAGGCACAGGUCAGACCACCUUCUCCAGCUCUACAGCCACAUUCACUGAGACCACCACACUGACUCCUACAACUGACUUUUCUAAAGAAACUCUCACAACAGCCAUGACUUCUACUCCCCCCAACACUUCUUCAAUCACUCCCACCAAUACAGUGACUUCUAUGACAAUUAUGACCUCUUGGCCCACAGCCACUAAUACGUUGUCAUCACUCACCACUAACAUUUUAUCUUCUACACCUGUUCCGAGCACAGAGAUGACCACCAGUCACACUACAAACAUCAAUCCUGUAUCCACCUUGAUGACCACACUCCCCACUACCAUCACCAGGUCUACACCUACAUCUGAGACCACCUACCCUAUUUCUCCCACCAGCACUGUCACGGAGUCCACGACUGAAAUCACCUAUUCCACUACUAUGACAGAGACAUCAUCCACUGCCACCUCUCUGCCACUCACCUCUCCCUUGGUCUCAACCACAGAAACAGCCAAAACUCCUACCACAAUCUUGGUAACCACCACCACCAAGACCACCUCACAUAGUACCACUAGCUUCACUUCUUCAACCGUCUACUCCACAGCCAGCACACACACCACUGCCAUCACUUCAGUUCCCACUACCUUGGGUACCAUGGUGACUUCUACAUCCAGGAUUCCAUCUAGUCUCAGUACAGAUAUCCCUACCUCACAACCAACAACCAUCACUCCCUCAUCUGUGGGCAUCACUGGUUCAUUACCUAUGAUGACAGACCUCACCUCCAGCAUGUCUGCAAGGCCAACAACUCUCAUUCCCUUAUCUCCCACUGUCCAGAAUACAGAAACCUCAUCCUUUGUCAGCAUGACGUCUGCCACCACUCCCAGUGAGAGACCAACUUUCACAAGUAGUGAGAACACUCCAACAAGGUCCCUCCUGUCAAGCUUUCCAAUGACACAUUCACUCUCUUCUAUGUCUGCCAGCAGUGCCAGGACCACUCACACAGAGAGUAUCUCCUCACCUCCAGCCACCACCAGUACACUCCACACAGCAGCUGAAUCCAUACUGUCACCCACUAUCACCACCUCAUUCACCACAUCCACAACUAUGGAACCACCUUCAACAUCUGUAGUAACUACAGGCACAGGGCAGGCCACCUUCCCCAGCUCUACAGCCACAUUCCCUGAGACCACCACACUGAUUCCUACAACUGACAUUUCUACAGAAUCUCUCACAACAGCCAUGACUUCUACUUAUACGUUAUCAUCACUCACCAGUAGCAUUUUAUAUUCUACACCUUUCCAGAGCACAGAAAGAAUCACCAGUCAUACCACCAACACCACUCCUCUAUCUACCUUGGUGACCACACUUCCCACUACCAUCACCAGGUCUACACCUAAAUCUGAGACAACCUACCAUACUUCUCCCACUAGCACAGUCACAGACUCCACGACCGACAUCACCUACUCCACAGGUAUGACAGGUACUUUGUUCACUGAGACGUCUCUCCCACCCACAUAUUCCUCUCUCCUAACCAUAGAAACAGCCACGACUCCUACCACAACCUUGGUAACCACCACCCCUGAGUCCACCUCCCACAGUAUUCCCAGUUUCACUUCUUCAACCAUCUACUCCACAAUCAGUACAACCACGACUGCCAUCUCCUCAGCUUCGCCUACCUCAGAUAUCAUAGUGACUUCCACAAGCAUGACCCCAUCUUCUCUGAGUACCGACAUCCCUUUGACAACACCAACAACUAUCUCCCACUCUUCUGUGGGCUCUACUGAAUCCUUGACUACAACAGACCUCUCCUCAAUAUUUGCUGUUUCUAGUACAUCAGCAAUGUCCACAAGUGACAUCCCAUCUUCCUCCAGCAUGCAGAAUACAGAAACUUCAUCACUUGUCAGCAUGACCUCUGCCACCACUCCCAGUGAGAGAACAACUAUCACAAGUACUGAGGGCAUUCAGACAACUUCCCUCCUGACGAGCUUUCCAGUGACGUAUUCAUUUUCCUCUUCCAUGUCUGCCAGCAGUGUAGGGACCACUCACACCGAGAGUAUCUCCUCACCUCCAGCCAUCACCGGUACACUCCACAUGACAGCUGAAUCCACCCCGUCACCCACAACCAUCACCUCAUUCACAACAUUUACAACGAUGGAAACACCUUCAUCCACUGUAGCAACUACAGGCACAGGUCAGACUACAUUCACCAGUUCAACAGCCACAUCCCCUGAGGCCACCACAUUGACUCCUACCCCUGACAUUUCCACAGGAUCUUUCAAAACAGCAGUGAGUUCUACUCCCCCAAUCACUUCUUCAGUCACUUCCACAUAUACAGUGACUUUUAUGACAACUACCGCCCCUCUGCCCACAGCCACUAAUAUGUUAUCAUCAUUCAACAGUAGCGUUUCAUCUUCUACGACUGUCCCAAGUACAGAAGCGAUUGCCAGUGGUACCACAAACACCACCCCUCUAUCUACCUUGGUGACCACAUUCUCCAAUUCUGACACCAGUUCUACACCUACAUCUGAGACUACCUACCCUACUUCUCUUACUAGUGCUCUCACAGAUUCCACAAACAGAAUCACCUAUUCCACCAGUGUGACAGGUCCACUGUCCACUGUGACCUCUCUCCGACCCACCUCUUCCUCUCUCCCAACCACAAUAACAGCCACAGUUCCGAGAACAAACUUGGUAACCAAGACCACCAAGACCACCUCACACAGUACUCCCAGCUUCACUUCUGUGAUCACCACCAUCGAGACCACUUCACACAAUACUCCCAGCUUCACUUCUCGGAUCGACACCACCGAGACCACCUCACACAGUUCUCCUAGUUUCACUUCUCUGAUCACCACCAUGAAGACCACCUCACACCGUACUCCCAGCUUCACGUCUCCGAUCGCCACCACCGAGACCUCCUCACACAGUUCUCCCAGCUUCACUUCUUCAAUCGCCACCCUCGAGACCACCUCACACAGUACUCCCAGCUUCACUUCUUCGAUCACCACCACCAAGACCACCUCACACAGUACUCCCAGAUUCAGUUCUUCAAUCGCCACCAGGGAGACUACCUCACACAGUACUUCCAGCUUCACUUCUUCGAUUACCACCAGGGAGACCAACUCAAACAGUACUCCCAGCUUCACUUCUUCGAUCACCACGACCAAGAUCACCACACAUAGUACUCCCAGCUUGACUUCUUCGAUCACUACCACUGAGACCACCUCACACAGUACUCCCAGCUUCACUUCUUCAAUGGCCACCACCAAGACCACCUCACACAGUACUCCCAGCUUCACUUCUCCGAUCGCCACCAGGGAGACCACCUCACACAGUACUCCAAGCUUCACUUGUUCGAUCAACACCACUUCACAUAGUACUCCAAGCUUCACUUCUUCGAUCACCAUCACCAAGACCACCUCACACAAUAUUCUCAGCUUCACUUCCUCGAUCGCCACCACUGAGACCACCUCACACAGUACUCCCAGCAUCACUUCUUUGAUCGUUACCACCGAGACUACCUCACACAGUACCCCCAGUUUCACUUCUAUUGCCAUCACAGAGACCACUUCACACAGUACUACCAGCUUCACUUCUCCAACCGCCACCACAGAGACCACCUCACACAGUACUCCCAGCUUCACUUCAUUGAUCAACACCACCAAGACCACCUCACACAGUACUCCCAGCUUCACUUCUUUGAUCACCACCACUGAGACCACAUCCCAUAGUACUCCUAGCUUCAGUUCUUUGAUCACCAUGACCAGGACCACAUCUCAGAGUACUCCCAGCUUGACUUCUUCCAUCACCACAGCUGAGACCACCUCAUACAGUAGUCCCAGCUUCCCUUCUUUAAUCACUAUCACUAAGUCCACAUCCCACAGUACUACCAGCUUCAGUUCUUCAAUCACCACCACUGAGACGAACUUACACAGUACUCCCAGAUUCACUUCUUCAAUCACUACCACUGAAACCGCCUCACACAGUACUCCCAGCUUCACUUCUUCAAUCGCCACCACCAAGGCCACCUCACACAGUACUCCCAGCUUCACUUCUUCCCAGCUUCACUUCUUCAAUUACCACAACCGAGACCCCCUCACACAGUACUCCCAGCUUCACUUCCUCAAUUACUACUGCUGA